Molecule: messenger RNA, 3412 nt
Organism: Rosa chinensis
Lineage: Eukaryota; Viridiplantae; Streptophyta; Magnoliopsida; Rosales; Rosaceae
Exons: 3
Coding region: 429-3164 (911 amino acids)
Biological process (GO): nucleobase-containing compound metabolic process
Molecular function (GO): 3'-5' exonuclease activity; nucleic acid binding
Source: RefSeq, a predicted model, not a curated record
AUAGAGAACACUCAAUACUGUGUGCUUUAGUUGUUCAUAGAAUUAAGCAUGGGAGGGACUGGCUUUGUUGGCUUAUACCAAAGAUUUGAUCUUUAAUUUAGCUUGUUCUGCUUUUAAUUCAGUACUGGUAGUCCUUUACUCAAAUCACUAGUUUUUGGCAAAUUGUCUUCUGGUUUGUGUUGUUAAGAAUACAUCUGUUAGGCUUAGGUCUAUUGACUGGUUGUUCCACCAAACUUAUGUCCUGGAGGCAGGUAUAGGCAUACAGAGGGUAGAAGCAUUUAGGAGGUUAAGUAUUCAUAUGAUUACAUGUUCAGUCUUACCAUGCAUCUAGUCUGUGUGUCUCUCAAAUAUUUGAAAGGCACUGUGGAAGAUGAAUGAUUGCACAGUUCCAUUGCAAAUUUGAAGAAUUUGUUAUGAGAUCUUAGUUCAUGUGCAAAUGUAAGGCAACAAAGAAGUUCCAAGCUCUUGAAGAACAGGUCCAUAUGGUGCUACACAAUGACCCCCAACCUGGACGAGCUACUUUUGUUGUUCAGUGCCUCUAUGUCUUACCUAUAAUUGGAGUGUACUCUGAAGGAUUCAGUUAUUUAAUUAUAUCCGCUCUUUCUCGUUUCCUAAGAAUAGAAGCUUCCAUGGGGGACUCUCUGCAAGCAAAAGACCUUGCUGCCCAGUUAUUUCUCGACAUUGUUGGUGGAUUUGUCAACCAUGAUAACAGGAUUGUUGAGAAGAUAUUUGAAGUUUUUGAUGUUCAGUUGGAAAACAUUGAGAAAGUGAUGCGCCAGAAUGCAAAGAAUGCUUGCAUUUAUGACAUUGCAAAAAAAUUUGUUGAGCAAUAUAUAAUUAACUUGAUUGAGUCUGAAUCAUAUAUGACAGCUGUUAGUCUAUUAGAGCACUUCUCUAUCCGCCAGUUUGGGAAAUCUUUUCUUCUUAGUAUGAUACGAAGCAAGCAAUUUGAGGCAGCAGAAAAAUGGGCAACAUUCAUUGGAAAGCCAAUGUUAUGUGUUCUUGUCCAUGAGUACAUUGACAGGGAUAUGCUAAACAAUGCUAAGGAGGUUAUGCAGAAAAACAAUUUCGUGCAGGAUUUCCCUGAUAUUUAUUGCAAGUAUGAAGAGAGCUUGCUAAAGAAACUAGCAGAUAAAGGAUGCUGGGAUAUGGCAGAAGCAAGGACAAACUGUAAUAGGCAUCUUCUUGAAUAUCUGGUUUCUUUAGCAAUGGAGGCUGGUUGCUUAGAGAAGGUUGACAAAUUAUGUGAUCGAUACUCGCUCAAAGUGCCUGAGCCAAGUCUUCAUUGUGUGCAUCAGGAUGAGGUGCUUGUAGAAGAUAUCAUUUGUGUUGAUAAAGUUGAUGCUUCUAAUGAAGCAACCUGUCAAAUUGAGGAAUCCAAAGUCGUAGGUCUUGAUCAUGAAUGGAAAGUGUAUUAUGCAAAAGGAGGUACAAAAAAUAUGGUUUGUAUCAUGCCAGUUGCUUCGGGGAAGAUGGAGGAAAAGGUUACUAGCAGAAGGCCCAGAAAUUACUUAAAGAAGUGGAAAUCUCAGAGGCCACUCACCAUUUCCAAGCAUUGUUUUUCAGACCUGAAGUAUAUUUCUCCCCCGGUGUUCAUCUACCUUUUCAAAGAGUGGUACUUUAGGGGCAAAUGUAAGGCAACGAAGAAGUUCCAAGCUCUUGAAGAAUGGGUCCAUCUAGUACUGCAAAAUGAUCCCAAACCUGGACGAGCUACUUUUGUUGUUCAGUGCCUCUAUAUCUUGCAUAUAUUUGGAUUACACUCUGAAGGGUUUAGUCAUUUAAUUAUAUCUGCCCUUGGUCGCUUCCCAAAAAUAGAAACUUCCAUGGGGGACUCUUUGAAAGCCAAAGACCUUGCUGCCCAGUUCUUUCUUGACAUUGUUAAUGGCUUUGUCAACCAUGAUGAGAGUAUAGUUGAGAAGAUAUUUGAGGUUUUUGAUGUUCAGUUGGCAAACAUAGAGAAAGUAAUGCACCAGAGUGAAAAGAAUGAUUGCAGUUUUGACAUGGCACAAAAGUUUGUUGAGCAAUAUAUUUUUAAGUUGAUAGAGUCUGAAUCAUAUAUGACUGCAGUUACUCUAUUAGAGCACUUCUCUAUCCGCCAGUUUGGCAAAUCUUUUCUCCUCAGUAUGAUAGAAAGCAAGCAAUUCAAAGCAGCGGACAAAUGGGCAACGUUCAUCGGAAAUCCCAUGUUAUGUGUUCUUGUCCAUGAGUACAUCGACAGGAAUAUGCUAAAGAAUGCUAUGGAGGUUAUGCUGAAAAACAAUUUCCAACAGGAAUUCCCUGAUGUUUAUCACAAGUACAAAGAAAGAUCACUAAAGAAACUAGCAAUAAAAGGAUGCUGGGACAUUGCAGAAUCAAGGACAAAAGGUAAUAGGCAACUUCUUGAAUAUCUGGUUUAUUUAGCAAUGGAGGCUGGUUACUCAGAGAAGGUUCAUGAAAUAUGUGAUCGAUACUCACUGGAAGGUCUCUUGAAUGUCAAAGUGCCUGAGCCAAGUCUUUGCUAUUUGCGUCUCGAUGAGCUGGCUGUAGAAGACAUCAUUUGGGUAGAUCAAGUUGAUGCUUUACAUAACGCAGCCUGUCAUAUUGAAGAAGCCGAAGUCAUAGGUCUUGAUUGUGAAUGGAGACCAAAUUAUGAAAAGGGAGGUGAAGAAAAUAAAGUUUCUAUCAUGCAACUUGCUUCUGGGAAGGUGGUUUUCAUCCUUGACUUGAUCAAGUUAUUUGAAGAUGUGCCUGAUGUCUUGGAUGGCUGCUUAACUCGCAUUUUUCAGUCUCCUAAGAUACUAAAACUUGGUUAUGCUUUCGUCUAUGAUGCAAGGCAUCUAGCUGAUUCAUAUGGAGAGUUAAAUUGUUUCAAUCACUAUCAGAUGCUUCUGGACAUUCAGCAUGUAUUUAAAGAACAAGGGGGUGGUCUAUCUGGGCUUGUACAGAAAAUACUGGGAGUUGGUUUGAACAAGACAAGAAGGAACAGCAAUUGGGAGCAACGGCCUUUGACACCUAAUCAGCUGGAAUAUGCAGCUAUCGAUGCAGCUGUACUGCUUCACAUAUUUGACCGUGUUUGCAGUCAUUCUCAAACUGCUGAUGGAGAAAGACUUGGAAAACUCGACUGGAAAUCCUGCAUCUGUCCCCGCUUGGAUAACAUCAAGAAGUCCAAAAAGGGACACCAGUGAGUUGUCAGAAGCUGAGGACAAAGGAGCAUCAGCAAUUUUCUUUUUAAUGUAAGUGCAUUAGAAAUCUCAUUUUUCUUUUCUUGUUCUUGCCUUUCAGUCUCCUCAUGCCGCCAGUGAAAUCACCGUGGACCACCUUGUGGACUUUAGAGAUGAUUAGACUCUAAAGGCAACAUGCCAGGGCUCACACUGGCCGAGCAUUAGCAAUUUAGCUGUGUAGUUGAAAUUUUCCUUUCCAUUGCAUUUGGCUA